AUGUGGUGGUCCACUCUGAUGUCAAUCUUGAGGGCUAGUUCUUUUUGGAAGUGGAUAUCUGCUCAGACAAUAAGAAUUGUAAGAGCUCUGAGAACUCAUUUUGAAGGAACAAUGGAUGAACCUUCCUUGGCCAAACCUCUGGAGCUGAACCAGCACUCCCGAUUCAUAAUUGGCUCCGUGUCUGAAGAUAACUCGGAGGAUGAGAUUAGCAGCCUGGUGAAGCUUGACCUGCUGGAGGAGAAGGAGGGCUCUCUGUCACCAGCCUCAGUCAGCUCAGACACGCUCUCCGACUUGGGGAUCUCAAGCCUCCAGGAUGGUUUGGCCUUACACAUGAGAUCCAGCAUGUCUGGCUUGCACCUAGUCAAGCAAGGUCGAGACCGGAAGAAAAUGGACUCACAGCGAGAUUUCACUGUGGCCUCUCCAGCGGAAUUUGUUACUCGUUUUGGUGGGAAUAAAGUGAUUGAGAAGGUUCUCAUUGCCAACAAUGGCAUUGCAGCUGUGAAAUGCAUGAGGUCCAUCCGCCGGUGGUCUUAUGAGAUGUUUCGAAAUGAACGUGCAAUCCGAUUUGUUGUCAUGGUCACACCUGAAGACCUGAAAGCCAAUGCAGAAUACAUCAAGAUGGCAGAUCACUAUGUGCCUGUGCCAGGAGGCCCCAACAACAACAACUAUGCAAAUGUGGAGUUAAUUCUUGACAUUGCUAAAAGGAUCCCAGUACAAGCAGUUUGGGCCGGCUGGGGUCAUGCUUCUGAGAAUCCCAAGCUCCCAGAACUUCUUUUGAAAAAUGGCAUUGCCUUCAUGGGUCCUCCAAGCCAAGCCAUGUGGGCUUUGGGGGAUAAGAUUGCAUCUUCCAUAGUGGCUCAAACUGCUGGUAUCCCAACUCUUCCAUGGAGUGGCAGUGGUCUUUGUGUGGACUGGCACGAAAAUGAUUUUUCAAAACGAAUUUUAAACGUUCCUCAGGAACUAUAUGAAAAAGGUUAUGUGAAGGAUGUGGAUGAUGGGCUGAAGGCAGCAGAGGAAGUUGGAUAUCCAGUAAUGAUCAAGGCCUCAGAAGGAGGAGGAGGGAAGGGAAUCAGAAAAGUCAACAAUGCAGAUGAUUUCCCUAACCUCUUCAGACAGGUUCAAGCUGAAGUUCCUGGAUCUCCUAUCUUUGUGAUGAGACUAGCCAAACAGUCUCGUCAUCUGGAGGUGCAGAUCUUAGCGGAUCAGUAUGGCAAUGCCAUCUCUCUGUUUGGUCGUGAUUGCUCUGUGCAGCGCAGGCAUCAGAAGAUUAUUGAAGAAGCUCCUGCUGCUAUUGCUACUCCAGCAGUAUUUGAACAUAUGGAACAGUGCGCGGUGAAGCUUGCCAGGAUGGUUGGCUAUGUGAGUGCGGGGACCGUGGAAUACCUCUACAGCCAGGAUGGCAGCUUCUACUUUCUGGAACUGAACCCUCGGCUACAGGUGGAGCACCCCUGUACGGAGAUGGUGGCCGACGUCAACCUCCCUGCCGCGCAGCUCCAGAUUGCCAUGGGGAUCCCUCUGUACAGAAUCAAGGAUAUCCGUAUGAUGUACGGGGUCUCUCCCUGGGGCGAUGCUCCCAUUGAUUUUGAAAAUUCGGCUCACGUUCCUUGCCCAAGGGGCCAUGUUAUUGCUGCUCGUAUCACUAGUGAAAAUCCAGAUGAGGGUUUUAAGCCCAGCUCAGGAACAGUUCAAGAGCUGAAUUUUCGCAGCAAUAAGAACGUUUGGGGUUAUUUCAGUGUUGCUGCUGCAGGCGGGCUUCAUGAAUUUGCUGAUUCUCAGUUUGGUCACUGCUUUUCCUGGGGAGAAAACCGAGAGGAAGCAAUUUCAAACAUGGUGGUGGCUUUGAAGGAGCUAUCUAUCCGGGGUGACUUUCGAACCACAGUCGAAUACCUGAUCAAAUUGUUGGAGACUGAAAGCUUUCAGUUGAACAGAAUUGACACCGGCUGGCUGGACAGACUGAUAGCAGAAAAAGUACAGGCGGAGCGACCUGACACCAUGCUGGGAGUUGUCUGUGGGGCUCUCCACGUGGCAGACGUGAGCCUGCGGAAUAGCAUCUCCAACUUCCUUCACUCCUUAGAGAGGGGCCAAGUCCUCUCUGCACAUACACUUCUGAAUACAGUAGACGUCGAACUCAUCUACGAGGGAGUCAAGUACGUACUGAAGGUGACUCGACAGUCCCCGAACUCUUACGUGGUGAUCAUGAACGGCUCUUGUGUGGAAGUAGAUGUGCAUCGGCUGAGCGACGGUGGACUGCUCCUGUCCUAUGACGGCAGCAGUUAUACCACAUACAUGAAGGAGGAGGUGGAUAGAUAUCGCAUCACAAUUGGCAAUAAAACUUGUGUGUUUGAGAAAGAAAACGACCCUUCGGUGCUGCGCUCACCCUCUGCUGGGAAGUUAAUCCAGUACAUUGUGGAGGAUGGAGGCCAUGUGUUUGCUGGCCAGUGCUAUGCCGAGAUCGAGGUGAUGAAGAUGGUAAUGACCUUAACAGCCGCAGAGUCUGGCUGUAUCCAUUAUGUCAAGCGGCCUGGAGCAGCUCUUGACCCGGGCUGUGUAAUAGCCAAAAUGCAACUGGACAACCCCAGCAAGGUCCAGCAGGCUGAGCUUCACACAGGCAGUCUGCCACGGAUCCAAAGCACAGCGCUCAGAGGCGAGAAGCUCCAUCGAGUGUUCCACUAUGUCCUGGAUAAUCUGGUCAACGUGAUGAACGGAUACUGCCUUCCAGAUCCUUUCUUUAGCAGCAGGGUGAAAGACUGGGUUGAACGGUUGAUGAAGACCCUCAGAGACCCCUCCUUACCUCUCCUAGAAUUGCAGGAUAUCAUGACCAGCGUCUCUGGUCGUAUCCCGCCCAAUGUGGAGAAGUCUAUCAAGAAGGAAAUGGCUCAGUAUGCCAGCAACAUCACAUCCGUCCUCUGUCAGUUUCCCAGCCAGCAGAUUGCCAACAUCCUAGAUAGCCAUGCAGCCACACUGAACCGGAAAUCUGAACGGGAAGUCUUCUUCAUGAACACUCAGAGCAUCGUCCAGCUGGUGCAGAGGUACCGCAGUGGCAUCCGAGGACACAUGAAGGCUGUGGUGAUGGACCUGCUGCGGCAGUACCUGCGAGUAGAGACACAGUUCCAGAACGGUCACUAUGACAAAUGUGUGUUCACCCUCCGGGAGGAGAACAAAAGUGAUAUGAAUACUGUACUGAACUACAUCUUCUCUCAUGCUCAAGUCACCAAGAAGAAUCUGCUGGUCACCAUGCUUAUCGAUCAGCUGUGUGGCCGAGACCCCACCCUCACUGAUGAGCUGCUGAAUAUCCUCACGGAGCUAACUCAACUCAGCAAGACCACCAACGCGAAGGUGGCGCUGCGAGCGCGCCAGGUUCUUAUUGCUUCCCAUUUGCCAUCAUAUGAGCUUCGCCACAACCAAGUUGAGUCUAUCUUCCUAUCAGCCAUUGACAUGUACGGACAUCAGUUUUGCAUUGAGAACCUGCAGAAACUCAUCUUGUCGGAAACGUCAAUUUUUGAUGUCCUACCAAACUUCUUCUAUCACAGCAACCAGGUCGUGAGGAUGGCAGCCCUGGAGGUGUAUGUUCGAAGGGCUUAUAUAGCCUAUGAACUUAAUAGCGUACAACACCGGCAGCUGAAGGACAGCACCUGCGUGGUGGAAUUCCAGUUCAUGCUGCCCACAUCACAUCCAAACAGAGGGAACAUCCCCACGCUAAACAGAAUGUCCUUCUCCUCCAACCUCAACCACUACGGCAUGGCUCACGUAGCCAGCGUCAGCGAUGUGCUGCUGGACAGCGCGUUCACCCCGCCAUGCCAGCGGAUGGGCGGGAUGGUCUCCUUUCGGACCUUUGAAGACUUUGUCAGGAUCUUUGAUGAAGUGAUGGGCUGCUUCUGUGAUUCCCCACCCCAAAGCCCGACAUUCCCUGAGGCAGGUCACACGUCUCUGUAUGACGAAGACAAGGUCCCCAGGGAUGAACCAAUUCACAUUUUGAAUGUGGCUAUCAAAACAGACUGCGACAUCGAGGAUGACAGUCUGGCAGCUAUGUUCCGAGAGUUUACCCAGCAAAACAAAGCUACCCUAGUUGAACAUGGGAUCCGACGCCUUACUUUCCUGGUUGCACAAAAGGAUUUCAGGAAACAGGUCAACUAUGAAGUGGAUCAGAGAUUUCAUAGAGAAUUUCCUAAAUUUUUCACAUUCCGAGCAAGGGAUAAGUUUGAGGAAGAUCGUAUCUAUCGUCACCUGGAGCCUGCCCUAGCUUUCCAGUUAGAGCUGAACCGGAUGAGAAAUUUUGACCUUACUGCCAUCCCAUGUGCCAAUCACAAGAUGCACUUGUAUCUCGGGGCAGCCAAGGUGGAAGUGGGUACAGAAGUGACAGACUACAGGUUCUUUGUUCGUGCAAUCAUCAGGCAUUCUGAUCUGGUCACCAAGGAAGCUUCCUUUGAAUAUCUACAAAAUGAAGGGGAGCGGCUCCUCCUGGAAGCCAUGGAUGAGUUGGAAGUCGCCUUUAACAAUACAAAUGUCCGAACUGACUGCAACCACAUCUUCCUCAACUUUGUUCCUACAGUCAUCAUGGACCCAUCAAAGAUUGAGGAGUCCGUGCGGAGCAUGGUGAUGCGCUAUGGAAGUCGGCUGUGGAAACUGCGUGUCCUCCAGGCAGAACUGAAAAUCAACAUUCGCCUGACACCAACUGGAAAAGCAAUUCCCAUCCGCCUCUUCCUGACGAACGAGUCUGGCUAUUACUUGGACAUCAGCCUGUACAAGGAAGUGACUGAUUCCAGGACAGCACAGAUCAUGUUUCAGGCAUAUGGAGACAAACAGGGACCAUUACAUGGAAUGUUAAUCAACACUCCGUACGUGACCAAAGACCUGCUUCAAUCCAAGAGGUUCCAGGCACAGUCCUUAGGGACAACAUACAUAUAUGAUAUCCCAGAGAUGUUUCGGCAGUCCCUGAUCAAGCUCUGGGAAUCUAUGUCCUCUCAAGCAUUCCUUCCACCGCCCCCUCUGCCUUCAGACAUACUGACUUACACUGAGCUUGUGUUGGAUGAUCAAGGUCAACUGGUUCACAUGAACAGGCUUCCAGGAGGAAAUGAGAUUGGCAUGGUAGCUUGGAAAAUGACCCUUAAAAGUCCAGAAUAUCCAGACGGCCGAGAUAUCAUUGUUAUUGGCAAUGACAUCACUUAUCGAAUUGGGUCCUUUGGACCCCAAGAGGAUUGGCUGUUUCUCAGAGCUUCUGAACUUGCCAGGGCAGAGGGCAUCCCACGCAUCUAUGUAGCAGCCAACAGUGGAGCAAGAAUUGGACUGGCAGAGGAAAUUCGUCAUAUGUUUCACGUGGCCUGGGUAGAUCCUGAGGAUCCUUACAAGGGAUACAAAUAUUUAUAUCUGACCCCUCAAGAUUACAAGAGAGUCAGUGCUCUCAACUCUGUCCAUUGUGAACAUGUGGAAGAUGAAGGAGAAUCCAGGUACAAGAUAACUGACAUCAUUGGGAAGGAAGAAGGACUUGGAGCAGAGAACCUUCGAGGUUCUGGAAUGAUUGCUGGGGAGUCCUCGUUGGCCUACAACGAGAUCAUCACCAUCAGCCUGGUUACAUGCAGGGCCAUUGGGAUUGGGGCUUACCUUGUCCGACUGGGACAGAGAACCAUCCAGGUCGAAAAUUCUCACUUAAUCCUGACAGGAGCUGGAGCCCUCAACAAAGUCCUCGGGAGGGAAGUAUACACCUCGAACAACCAGCUGGGGGGCAUCCAGAUUAUGCACAACAAUGGGGUGACGCACAGCACCGUCUGUGAUGACUUUGAGGGGGUGUUCACUGUCCUGCACUGGCUGUCUUACAUGCCGAAGAGUGUAUACAGUUCAGUUCCUCUCCUGAAUUCCAAGGAUCCGAUAGACAGAGUCAUCGAGUUUGUGCCCACGAAGGCGCCGUAUGACCCUCGGUGGAUGCUGGCAGGCCGGCCUCACCCAACCCAGAAAGGUCAGUGGUUGAGUGGAUUUUUUGACUAUGGCUCUUUCUCGGAGAUCAUGCAACCAUGGGCACAGACUGUGGUGGUUGGCAGAGCCAGGCUAGGAGGAAUACCUGUGGGAGUAGUUGCCGUAGAAACCCGAACAGUGGAGCUGAGUAUCCCGGCUGAUCCUGCAAACCUGGAUUCUGAAGCCAAGAUUAUCCAGCAGGCGGGCCAGGUUUGGUUCCCAGACUCCGCGUUUAAGACGUAUCAGGCCAUCAAGGACUUCAACCGUGAAGGGCUGCCUCUGAUGGUCUUUGCCAACUGGAGAGGCUUCUCCGGUGGGAUGAAAGAUAUGUAUGACCAAGUGCUGAAGUUUGGUGCUUACAUUGUGGAUGGCUUACGGGAGUGCUCACAGCCUGUGAUGGUCUACAUUCCUCCACAGGCCGAGCUCCGAGGUGGCUCCUGGGUGGUGAUUGACCCCACCAUCAACCCGCGGCACAUGGAGAUGUACGCGGACCGAGAGAGCAGGGGAUCCGUCCUGGAGCCAGAAGGGACAGUAGAAAUCAAAUUCCGCAGAAAGGAUCUGGUGAAAACCAUGCGUCGGGUGGACCCAGUCUACAUCCACUUGGCUGAGCGAUUGGGCACCCCGGAGCUCAGUGCGGCCGAGCGGAAGGAGCUGGAGAGCAAGCUGAAGGAGCGGGAGGAGUUCCUCCUUCCCAUCUACCACCAGGUGGCCGUGCAGUUUGCGGACUUGCACGACACCCCGGGCCGCAUGCAGGAGAAGGGAGUCAUUAACGACAUCCUGGAUUGGAAGACUUCACGCACCUUCUUCUACUGGCGGCUGAGGCGUCUGUUGCUGGAGGACCUGGUCAAGAAAAAAAUCCACAACGCCAACCCCGAGCUGACCGACGGCCAGAUCCAGGCCAUGUUAAGGCGCUGGUUUGUGGAGGUGGAGGGAACCGUGAAGGCCUAUGUUUGGGACAACAACAAGGAUCUGGUGGAGUGGCUGGAGAAACAGCUGACAGAGGAAGACGGCGUCCGCUCGGUGAUCGAGGAGAACAUCAAGUACAUCAGCAGAGACUACGUCCUCAAGCAGAUCCGCAGCUUGGUCCAGGCCAACCCAGAGGUCGCCAUGGAUUCCAUCGUCCACAUGACGCAGCACAUCUCACCCACCCAGCGAGCAGAAGUCGUUCGGAUCCUCUCGACGAUGGACUCGCCGUCCACGUAG
Messenger RNA from Rangifer tarandus platyrhynchus (Svalbard reindeer), 7149 nucleotides. NCBI's taxonomy places the organism in Eukaryota, Metazoa, Chordata, Mammalia, Artiodactyla, Cervidae. The record is from the annotation of a GenBank genome assembly.